CACGCAUGCUUCGAGAUAAAUGCUCCGAUGACACAUGGCGAGAGGAAUCUUCAAGCUUGGAUUCCUGUGUCAAUAAGUGUUUGUCUUAGGGCGAGGUUACAUGUUUACUUAGUCCCCUGUGGCUCGACUUCGGGAUCCUCGGUGUGCCUUCUCUUUUUCGGAUUUCAUGUGAUGGGGACUUGUGAUUUCAACAACCAGAGCACAGACACGGGGAUUCCCGAAGAUCAUGCCUCGAUCCCGGGAUCCACGACGCCCGUGGGAUCUUCGACGCCAAUCGCGUCCAUGCCGACCGGCCCGACCCCGACUCCCGUGGCUUCUCUGCCCACCGACGUCUCUCAAUCUGCUCCUUCGAUGGCGGAAAACGGCGCCGUCGCCGCUCUCGGCGGGGAAGGAAACGGGAAGACGGCGAAGAAAGGGAAUCAGGGGAUCCGUCGGCAAGAAAAACCUCCGUAUUCUUACAUCGCACUGAUCGUCAUGGCGAUCCAGAAUUCACCGACGAAGCGUUUGACCUUGAGCGAGAUCUAUCAGUUUCUCCAGCGCAAAUUCCAGUUCUUUCGUGGAUCCUACACGGGAUGGAAGAAUUCGGUCCGUCACAACCUCAGCCUGAACGAAUGCUUCAUCAAGCUCCCCAAAGGCCUGGGACGGCCGGGCAAAGGUCACUACUGGACCAUCGACCCGGCGUCCGAAGUGAUGUUCGAAGAAGGCAGCUACCGUCGGAGACCGCGCGGUUUUCGACGCAAAUGUCGGGCUUUGACCAAGCCUUACGGCUACUACGGGAACGGGGCGAGCACGACUCAAUCCACGGGUUUCUCCGGUCAGAACGGAUACGACAUGCUGUCUCAAGCCGGCACCUGUCCCACUCAAGAUUUCUCCGGUCUGAACCCGAAUCAAUUCGAGAUCCCGAACGGAACGUGCAACUUCUCGCCGUCGGUGAACUGCGGCACUUACUUACCUCCGCCUCCGCCGCCUCCAUCCUCUUGCCCGUUACCCAGCAUGCCCCUGAGCCCGGCCUACGGGAACGGAAACGGCGUCUGCUCUUAUUCCUCCGUCGAAUACACGACUCCCGUGUAUUCUCCGUCUCCGAUGUCCUACUCAAACUCUCCGAUCGGCGGCGGCAACGAUCGAGACGGAGGUUUCAUGAUCAAUUCUUGGUCGUCUGGAUACGGCUCGGGCUCUCACGUCUACUUGAAGAAUCCUCCGCUGAGUCCCUGCACGGAGUCUCCCGAGUCUCUGCAAUGCCUGUCUCCGGUUUCUCUCGAUCCGCACCAGACCGGCCUGGCUCAGCCUUAUCAGCUCUCGGAUUUCGACACCCCUGGUUCCUCAUCCGAAGUCGGAGAUCUCGGUCUCCAAGCCCUAAAGCCGUGCGACGAGUUCGAGCGGAAGUCAGGUAGAAUUCUUGGUAUUUCUGGCCUGCAGCAGACGAAAGGAGAAGCUGACUCAAGAUUGACUCAGGGAAUCCGAAUUCUUCAACCGAUGCACUGUGGAGACAGAAAGCCCCAAUUUUCGGCUCUAUCGCCACCACCACCAGUGUCCACACCUAGCCAGUACAUGGACUGCAAUAAGUAUUGCCUGUGAGAAAAAACUUCUUCCCGUCCCAUCUCGUGCCUUCUAUCGUUGUCAAUCAAAAAUUCUCCUGUGUCCCCCUCUCGUCGUUCAUUGUUUAUUUAAUAUGUUCUUUUUGUGCCGACGGAGCUAUGUCCACAUGGAAGUCCGUGCCUCUAUGGAUGAGUGCUCGUCUCACGAGAUGGUAGUCACCCCAGUCCUCUCAAGUGAAAAAGAGAACGAUAUCCAUAUAUAAUAUAUGUGAGGACCGUGAUACCCGUGCUCGAGACCUAAGCCGUGUAGUGUUUCAGGUUACCCCGAUUUGAUACGCUUAAAGAAGAAACCGAUCGUGGUGAAUGUAUAAUGAAUGAGGAGCUCGUCAAUAAAGAAAACUCACCA
Messenger RNA from Darwinula stevensoni, 1941 nucleotides. Lineage: Eukaryota; Metazoa; Arthropoda; Ostracoda; Podocopida; Darwinulidae. The record is from the annotation of a GenBank genome assembly.